Candidula unifasciata is the source of this 714-nucleotide messenger RNA. The record is from the annotation of a GenBank genome assembly. Lineage: Eukaryota; Metazoa; Mollusca; Gastropoda; Stylommatophora; Geomitridae.
AUGGCUUCGAAUUUCAACGACAAGGUGGCGAUUGUGACUGGGUCCAGUUCUGGGAUCGGGGAAGCUAUUGCUGUAGCUUUUGCAUCUCGUGGAGCAAAUGUCACUUUAUGUGGACGCGAUGCUCAAAGAUUAAAAUCGGUGUUUGAUAAAGUUGUAGAAAUCAGCGGUGGCCACCAGAGUAGAUUUCUUACGGUUGAAGGGGAUGUAAAUGAUGCAGCAGUUCGAAAAGAGAUCAUUGAUAAGACAGUUGAGAAAUUCGGACGUUUAGACAUACUUGUCCCAAACGCAGGGCAAGCUGGAAUACUGGGCUCAAUUUCCAAUGCCACAGAAGAAACUUACGAUGCUGUGAUGAAUACCAACCUGAAAUCUGUGUUUUUUCUUAUUCAGCAAGCGAUCGCUCAUUUGGAAAAGUCUAAAGGAACCAUAGUUAUCAUCUCCUCUAAUGUGACUUCAAUGGUGAUGCCUUUUGGAGCUGUCUACUCCAUGUCUAAAGUAGCGCUGGAUCAUUUAACUCGCUGUCUGGCUGUUGACCUUGGACAAAAAGGUAUUCGUGUCAAUGGCGUCAAUCCAGGCUACAUACCAACGAGAAUCUUCCCUUCUUGGUCAGUUCGUUUUUUGACAUCCCUCAAGGCAACAACAACAACAACAACGACAACAACAACAACAAAAAGACUGUCGAGAAUCUUUCGGUGUCAUUUUUAUACAGAUCUUUUG